Acanthocheilonema viteae is the source of this 1266-nucleotide messenger RNA. The record is from the annotation of a GenBank genome assembly. NCBI's taxonomy places the organism in Eukaryota, Metazoa, Nematoda, Chromadorea, Rhabditida, Onchocercidae.
AUGGCACAUUGGUUCCAUCGAAAUCCAAUCAAAGCAACAGAACAUGUAGAUUUCCAACUCAAAUCUAUCCUUACCACUUCACAGACAUCGAAAAUUUGCAAUGAGCUUCGCUUAAGGCGUAAUCAUUUAUUGGAACAUUUCAAGAAUGCUAGUAAUGAUAUAGAUAUGUUGGACGACGACUUCAAGCAGUAUCUAUCAUUGUUUAGUGGUUUUGUGUUUGCUGUUGAUCAUGAUAAAAUUACCGAUAUGAAAACUAGCAAACUUUCCACACUUCUUCGAUUUCGGUGGAGCAAUUCGAUGCUCGGCAUAGCAGCAACUGAAAUUAGUGAUAGUUGGUAUGAGGUAUUAAAUAUGUGCGUGAAUAUGGCUUUAUGGUUAUCGAAACAUGCGGCAUGGAUUGCGGCAAAAGAUGAAGUAUUUGAAAGUGAUGCUAAAAAAGCACAUACUUGUUUGCGACGCGCUGCUGGAAUAUUAAUAUUUGUACGCGGAAAUGCUGGUAGAGUUUCUGGAUUAACUUCAUUUCCGGGUUCAGAUUUUGACCCAGCAGUACUUACUGCUUACAUCCAUCAGUUCACAGCUGAAGCACAAGAAAUUACUGUAGCACGUGCUAUCGAACUGAAACAUAAUGCCGGUCUAAUUACAGCACUGGCUUAUGAGACCAGUCAUUUGUUUAUGCAAGCAGAUGAAAAUCUUGGAAAAUUAGAUCAAUCAUUGUUUGGAAAAUGGCGCUAUUAUCUUCAAUUGAAAUCGCAAAUAUAUACAGCACAUGCUUAUGCUUUUUUGGGUGAAAAUCUAUUAUCCCAAGAUAAAUGUGGCGAUGCAGUAAGAGCAUGCAGAGAAGGAAUUUCAUGUUUCGAUGUUGCUGUCGACUUUGCUGAAAAGUACCGUAAAGCUAGUGGACCGGGUAUCACUGCAAAACCUGACUCCCAUCUAUUUUUUCGGCGUAUUCGACCAUUACUUGAGCGACAUAUGGAAAAAGCUGAACGUGAAAAUGGUUUUAUCUAUCACCAGAAAGUACCAGAUAUAUGUCCAGAACCGGAAAGAAAGGCUACUUUUGGCUUGGUUGAAGCAGAGCCAUUUAUGAUGCCGAACAUGAGCCCGUUGUGGACACCGGCUGUUUAUAAAGCAUUUGAUAUAUCAAAAGCAAAAAUGCCAGACUUCUCGAAAGUGAAGAAAAGCCACAAAUCGUUGCCAGCCGUACAAGAAGAAAAGGUUUACGAAACGGAACGUGACCCAAGCAGUCGAAGUGGUUGCAUAGUUUCAUGA